This is a messenger RNA of Acromyrmex echinatior (Panamanian leafcutter ant), 928 nucleotides long. It is a transcript of the gene REG, whose product is annotated as proteasome regulator gamma. The record is from RefSeq and is a predicted model, not a curated record. Gene Ontology annotation, cellular component: proteasome activator complex; cytoplasm; nucleoplasm. NCBI's taxonomy places the organism in Eukaryota, Metazoa, Arthropoda, Insecta, Hymenoptera, Formicidae. Gene Ontology annotation, biological process: positive regulation of endopeptidase activity; regulation of G1/S transition of mitotic cell cycle; regulation of proteasomal protein catabolic process. Gene Ontology annotation, molecular function: endopeptidase activator activity.
CUUCCUGUUUGAUCUUGCACGUUUUAACAAAGGGACAUAAGUGUUUAGGUUUAGAAAGCAAUUUUUCGUACAAGAAAUAUGAUGGAGAAGGAAAAUGCUACAACGGAAAAGGUUCAGGAAUAUAAGGAGUCUCUUAUAACCAAGGCGGAAGAAUUGUUGGUGAAAGGAUUUCCGGAGAAAAUAGUUAAAUUAAAUGAAUUAUUAGAGACACCCGGAUUUUGUAAUCGAAAGUUGUCAGAUGUACACCAAGACUUAAAUGUACCCAUUCCAGACCCUAUAAUUCUUAAUCAUUCCGAAGAAGCUCCUGCUACAAAAAAGCUUAAAUUGGACAAUAAUGGAGAAGAAACCAGUGGAACCAAAGUUCUGAUACUUCCAAAUGGUUCUGUUCCCUGCAAUAAAAAGUUGUGUGAUUUGAUUCACAUAGUUAAACCCUACAUUAGACAACUUUUGGAGGAUUCUAAUUUACUAAAAAUGUGGAUUUCUUUUUUAAUUCCAAAAAUCGAAGACGGGAAUAACUUUGGAGUAUCUAUUCAAGAAGAUACAUUAUCUGAAAUUCAAUCAGUUGAAAGCGAAGCCGCAGCAUUUUUCGAUCAAAUUUCUAGAUAUUUUAUCUCUAGAGGAAAGAUUAUUAGUAAAGUUGCGAAAUAUCCACACAUCAUUGAUUAUAGAAGAGCGAUUCAAGAACUAGACGAAAAGGAGUAUGUAAGCUUAUGGCUUGUCAUGUGUGAAGUUCGCAAUCGUUAUUGUUCACUACACGAUCUCGUGAUCAAAAAUCUGGAAAAGAUCAAACGACCACGUUCAUCCAACGCGCAAUCCUUGUACUAAUAGGCACGGUUUCACGCGCUGUACUUACGGAAUAAUUCAACACAAACAUAAGUCAGAAAUAUAAUAAUAAAGUAAAAUUCAUCUCCUCCUCCUAUUGACACAA